This is a messenger RNA of Corylus avellana, 1266 nucleotides long. The record is from RefSeq and is a predicted model, not a curated record. NCBI's taxonomy places the organism in Eukaryota, Viridiplantae, Streptophyta, Magnoliopsida, Fagales, Betulaceae.
AUGGAAUCAGAUUGGGCAUGCCUUCCAGAAGACCUUCUUAUUUUGAUUUUGGACAAGUUAGUAUCACUUUCAGACUAUGUUCGAUUUACUGCUGUUUGCAUGCCAUGGCACUCCGUUGCCUUAGACAAGUACCGAGGGGAGAGGCCACUCAAACUUUCCAUGCAUCAACCUCCACUGCUAUUUUUAACUCACAGUGCUCAACCGUCUAGUGAAGGAGAAACUACAUUUAGCAUAUACAAUGUCAGCGAAAACAAGGCAUGUAAGUUAAAAACAUUCAUACCAUGUGAUACACAGAGCACAUAUCAUUAUGGUGAUUCUUAUCAUGGAUGGAUGAUUAGUGCGGAUGAGGAGUAUGUCAUUUCCCUAUCAAAUCCAUUUUGCUCCAAGGUUAAAGGAGCCGAUGAUUAUGGGAUUAUUCGGCUCUCACCGUUUUCACAAUAUUGCUAUACUUACAACAAGGUUAUAUUGUCAGCUAACCCAAUAAUGGCUCCUGAUGAUUAUUCGGUCAUGGUCAUCUAUAACGAUGGUCAAUUGGCUUUCAUUAGGCCGGGUGAUGAUAAAGGAUGGACAUGUAUAGAGAAAAGUUGUGAUUUUGUUGAUGUUAUUUAUUCCAAAGCAGGUCUGUUUUAUGCCCUUGAUGAAUUUGGUUCAGUCAAAAUUUGUCAUAUUAGUGAACAUUCUCCCGAGUUGAACGAGGUUGCACCAAGGCUUUCACCUGAUCUCCUGCUUUGUCCCAACUUGACCCCGGUUUUACCUAACUACACCUUGUAUAAUGCCUAUACUUUGAAGAAUCAAUAUAUUGUGGAAUCACCGGGUGGAGAUCUACUACAAAUUUUAAGGCUUGUUGUUACUGGUCUUUUUUAUAAUUAUGAUGACAAGCGGAAGCAGCGAAUAACAACAAGUACGACGUUGACAGAAGGGUUCGAGGUAUUUGUUCUGGAUGGGAAGCCGAAGUGGGUUGAAACAAAGAGUCUAGGUGAUGGAGCCUUGUUCUUGGGUGAAAAGACUUCAACCUAUGUGUCGGCUUCUGACUUCCCUGGAUGCCAGCCGAAUUCUAUAUACUUCACAGAUCGUCAAAAUGACACUUGUUUUGCUUCUAAUUAUGACAUGAGCAUCUUUAACUUGGGAGAUGGAAGCUUUCAGCGAAAUUGUGUAUUAAAGUUCCUGUCUACUAGAAAAAAUAUAAAAAAGUUCAUGCCUCAUCCGGUAUCGUGGUGGUCGCCACCAUGUUGGAUCCAGCCAACGUUUCAACUAGAGUCAGCAUAG